Thamnophis sirtalis is the source of this 6097-nucleotide messenger RNA. The record is from RefSeq and is a predicted model, not a curated record. NCBI's taxonomy places the organism in Eukaryota, Metazoa, Chordata, Lepidosauria, Squamata, Natricidae.
AACGCACGGAAUCUCGACUGGAGGCGGCAGCCACAGAUCAGGCGAGCCCGUCCCGUCUGUGCGUCCGUCUGAAUGCGCCAUGGAACCUGAGCCUGUGGAAGAAUGUGUCCAGAGCACACUGGCUGCCUUGUACCCUCCUUUCGAAGCCACGGCUCCCACCCUUCUGAGUCAGGUCUUCGAAGUGCUGGAGAGGACGUACCAACACGAUGCACUGCGCUACACCCUUGACUUCCUUGUUCCUGCCAAGCACAUCUUGGCUCGCAUCCAGAGUGAAGCCUGUGCUCAGUAUAGUGGCUUCGUCUUUUGCCAUGAAGGUUGGCCCCUGUGCCUUCAUGAAAAAGUCCUUGUCCAGCUGGGCUCUUUGCCGUGGCAACACUUGAGCCCCGGGGAUUUCUACUUGCAAGUGGUGCCUCACCGGGAAUGUGCUCCCCGCCUAGUCCUGAAAUGCCUCUCGCUGGAGAGCCGUGGAGUGCAGGAAUUGCCUGUGUCUCCUGACUCCUAUCGAUUUCUGUUCACUAUUGAAUGGCUUAAUGGCAUCAACAAAGAACGUAGAGUAGGGCGCCUGGAACGCUGCUUGCUGGCAGCUGGAGAAAAAGUGCUAAGCUUGCCCUGGGCUGAGCUGGUGUAUCCUCAGUUUGUGCACAAAGAUGGAUUUAUUGUGGGGCAGCACUGCCCUACGGAUUUGACUCCCGAGAUCCUGGGGGCAAGGAGUCCUGGUGACGGACGUCAUUCUGGCGGAGAGAACCGGGAAUCUGAGGGGGAGUACGUUCACCUCUUGGAGGUCAGUCCCACCUUGCAUCAAGCACCCAGAAUCCCACAACCUUGCACUGCCCAGAUUCAGACAAUGCCUGCUCGCAAGGGACAUAGCAAAAAUAGGAACCGGCGCCACCGAGCCUGGCUCCAUCAUAAGUCCGGCUGCGGGGAGAACUUUGCUUUGCGACAGGCUUGCAAAACUGAGGAGGCAGAGAAGUCUAGUCAAGAGAAGGGAAACCAGGAUGAGAAGGUAGCUCAGCUAAGAUCAAAUCCUAGCCCAGCUUUGGACCCAGUCUUAGAAAGUCCCGGAUCAGUUGGGAACUUGAAUCUUAAACAACUGGAGGAAAACUUAGAUCCCCUCGAAACAAAACCAUCACCCAUUCUGAGCAGUAGUGAUGCUGUUGCUGAAGACACAGUCCUGGGGAAAGAAGAAUUUCUUGAAUCCGUUUACCGAGAUCCAACUCCUCCUAAGGAAGAGAGCAAGGAAAGCCUGUCUCCAGCUUUAGCAACUCCAAAACGUACCACCAAGGGAAACCGGAGGAAAAAGAAAGGUGCUGGGAAAGGAGCUGGUGGUCGAGUUAAACAAGGGUCAGAUUCUGCUAACCAAGAAACAGAAAGUUCUGAUCUUAAAACAGGUGCUGAAAAGGAGGAGGCCUUUACUGGUCCAGGAGAACAGGAUUCUGGGACCGUUUAUGUUAGUACCAGAGAUCCAGACAGCAUCAAAGUAUCCUGUGUUGAUAUCACAGAAUGCGAUGAUGCCCCAGAGUGCGAUGACACCCAAGAGAAAGGUAGCACUGCAGGAAACCAAAGCUUUGAAACUGGAGUUGAAGGAGCCAACAAUGCUGACUUGGCUGUCAGCAUUGGAGACUGUAUUGCUAGUGCUACAGAGCCAGAAGACAGCAAAGGAAAAUGUACCAUUGGUGACAAUGAAGGCAGCUCUGGAGAAGGAAACACAGAAGACCCAAAACUUAAUACUGAAGAGCCAAAUGCUAAACCCAAGACUAGUGAACCAAGAAUUGAUACUGAGGAGGUGAGCGUCCAAGAAAAAGAAGUGGAGAUUUCUGAAGACCAGUGUAUGGUGGAACAGCGUCUCGACAGCAAAGAACCAGGGCUUACUGACUUGCCCAGUAAGAAUGAAUUAGCAAGUGUUGAUGGGAAAGAAGAGACCGUAGACAUAGCAGCUGAUCAGGGUCCUGGGGAAAUACAAAAUUCCCUUUUACCCACAGUGGCUCGUCUUGGGGAAUCUGUAAACUGGAAUCUUCUUCAAUCAGGAGUUUUUGCUCUGACAGGAGGAAUAGACAAGGCUGGCCAUUCCUUGCUAACCAUAGUGCCCCAGCCUCUUCAGGAUGAGUUGCCUCCAGGACAAGAGGAUCUGGUUAAUACCUUAAGAUACAUGCACUCACUUCUCAGGCAAGAACUAAAGAUUCUUGGGCUGACAGUGCUGUUGGACUUAAGCCAUGUGGAUGACUGGGCCUUCCAGGCCCCCGUAUUGCUGCCAGCUUUAAGAGCAUUCCAGGAGACUACACCAACUCCCAUCAGUCAGCUGUUGGUGAUAUUACCAUCUGAUGAUCGUUUUGUACCGCAUGAAGAAGAAUUGACCCUAGAACCUGCUGUGGAAAUCCGGCUUCUUUUGCUGCAUGAACUUCCACAUUAUGUGGCCUUGGAUCAGUUGACACCAGCGCUAGGUGGGACUCUGAGCUACUCGCCACCCAAAUGGGUUAGAGAACAUCAGGCUCUUGAACAACUACAAGAUCUCUGCUGUGGUGUUCUCCAGACUGUGUGUGAAGCCAGUGACCACCUCAACGCAGUGGGAACAGCAUCAAGUCAGGAGGAACUGUCAACUCAAAUCGCCUUGCACCAGGACACUAUGCAGAAAUUGCUUUCAGAGCCUCGUUUACUGGAGCUCCAGCGCCGGGGGGGCUCCUUGCUGGCACGGCUACCUCCAUCGGGACCUUGCAGUAAUCAAGCUGUGGAUGCCACAAGGCUCUAUCAAGAGGUAGAUGAAGCCCUUCAUGGACUUGUCCAACUCAGCAACCGGUGUCUUGAGUUAUUGCAGCAGGAGAAAAAAAACCUACAGGUUCAGCAGGAAGGCAAAACAUGCCUUCUGUCUAGUGACAGCAGUGUAGAAAAGAAGAGAGGGGGUCAGAGACCAGCUGAGGGACUAGCUGAAGGAACAUCCUUGGAGAAAAAACUGUUACAAUACCCUAGAUCUUCAGGGAAGUCACAGGUCACGCCCAAAGACAGUUCUGUUCCCCGAGCCCGUGCAUGCAGCAUCAGUGCUUCUUCUUCACCUAAGCAUGGCUUGUUGCUUGGGGCCAAGUUUGGUUCCUCUUGUAGUUUAACUUCUCUCUUCCAGCCACUUACUAGCCCCAAGGGCUCCCCACGUUGUUCUCCUGGCCGAAGCAAUGCCCUAGACAGCAGGAAGAAAAGCCAGGGUCCUCUCAGCACUUCUAAAACACCUGCAUCUCCAGCUAAUAACCUGGCAUUACGAGCCUUGAGUGAUCCAGGUCGCCCUAGCGUGCAUAUACGUGGUCUGGAAGUAAGCAGCCGGGAACUGGCAGACAGGAGCUGUUCUCCCCGUGAACAUGUGUUGUUGGGACGCAGCAGAACUCAUGUUGCUGAAGCACCAUGGGGGGCCACACCUCGCAUGGAAAGAAGGCGUUGCCUUGGGGUCCAACAACAGCUUUUGGUUGAGCUUCUGGAGUGCGAGCGGGAAUAUGUGGGUGCCCUUACCCAGCCCUUCUCUCUGUCUCAGGAGCUCGGGGGACAUGCUUGGACAGCUGAGUUAAGAUGCCUGGGCAGUGCUCUCCGGGCCACACGGGACCGGCUGCUGGCCUUCCAUUCCAGCUGCCUCCUGAGCGAGUUGGAGGGAUGCAUGAGCCACCCGUCACGCGCUGGCAGCUGCUUCCUGCGCCAUAGAGAAGAGCUGCAACUGUAUGCAAUCUAUGCCAAAGAUCACCACAAGUUCCACGCUGCCCUGGCUUUGCUUCGGAGCACUGGCAAGAAAGGUCUGAUGGAGCCACGUGAGGAUGGACAGAUAGCACACACUUUGCAGGUGCCUCUGGAGCAAUUGGAGCGGUACCGGCGCUUCCUAGGUGAACUUCUACAUGAAUGUGAGCUCGAGCAGGGGCCUGACCGCCAAACCCUACAGGAGGCCCAGCAACUGCUGGAGUCACAGGAGCAGCGAGGCAGAGACCUGCUGGCCAUAGAGCAGAUCCGAGGCUGCGAGAUGAGACUGUCAGAACAAGGGACAUUGCUUCAGCGUGGUGAACUCAUUCUGUUGUCCGGACGCCGUAAAUGCCAGCGGCAUGUUUUCCUAUUUGAACAGUUGCUACUCUUUACCAAAUGCAAAGGAGCUGAGGGUGGCUAUGUCUGCAAACAGGCCUUGCAGACUGCUUCCAUGGGAUUGACAGAGAGUGUUGGUUCUAGUGGGUUACGUUUUGAGCUUUGGUUCGGAAGGGGAUCAUCCCGACAGGCCUAUACAUUGCAAGCGGCCUCUGCUGAAGUCAAGCAUCAGUGGACAAAUAUUAUAGCCCAACUCCUCUGGAGACAAGCUGCCCAGCCAAGUGUCUCAAUGAGCUUGUCCUCCUGCCCUUCUCAGCGCUUAGCUCCUCUGGGCCUUGGCCCUGGUCCCCCUCCUGGUUUAUCACUCCCUGGCCACUUUGAGGAAGAGGAAUGGGACUUAGAUGUCAAGCCCAUCCCGAGAGCUCACACCUCUGGGUCAGAGGGAACCUCCCCAAGCCACCAUGAACCACUUAGGCAGGGGAGAAGUUCACUGCCUGGCAGCAGCUCUGCUUUAGGACAACAUCAGUCGCGUUGGGUGUGGAGCCUGCAUCGGAAACUCUUCUCUCCAGGAAGCCAUGGACGGCAAGAUUCAGUUCCUAGGGAUUCUGGGAACAGGACAGUUUGAGAUCAUUGCAGCAACUUGGGGAUUGGGACACAAAUGGAUGGUCAUAUUCAACAAUAUUGUGACUUGCUCCUACGCAUUUCCUGAUGGCUCUUCAACCACUCCACAGAAGCAUCUAGAUCGGUCAUAUUCCACGGUGGGAUUUCCAUGUCCUGCCUGAUUACUACUCAUUGAGUGCCUUUUCUGCCAUUUUCUUGGAUUGUGAAGCUCAACUAGGAAACUUCCAGGUUCACCCAAAUUAAAAGUUGCUGGGAAAGAGGGAACUUGGUGGGUUGAAUCAUCUUCUAUUGAGGAUCAAAUAUGGUAAUACCCAGUGUAUAUGAAUCUGUGCAUUUAUUGGUUACCCUAUCUCCAGUCUUAACCUUUAGUCUUAAAAUUGAUUGGUAUUUUCUCUCUUCACUGGGUGUUGAAAGAAUCUAGGCUGCAGUUGUUAGGCAACUACAGUAUCAAUUUCCUGAACUUUCUCCAAGAUAAUUCUAGAAUAAAAGGAAGAACGAGGGCAUCUGGGCUACAUAGAAGGGUAUGUGAUUGCCGUAUAAAAAAACUAUUCCCUUCUAAAAUAGGAUCAGUUAUCUUUAGGUGAGUUUCUCAAGAUAAGAAGAGUAAUAACAGUAUAAGAAUGAUGUACAGUAUGCACAAUGCCAUAGAUUCUCUCAAGAUAACAAUUUCUCUGGGAUUGUGCCACUUUAGAAUGCAAAGAAGGUGCUUGUCAAUUUGUAUUGGGAUUUUGAGUUUUUUGUUUUGCAUCUUAUUUUGUAGAGUAAUCAGCAUGGCAAGGAGAGUUAAAAUAUGUUAGAUAUCUAUUUUAUGUUUGUUAAUACUUCUAUGCAGGGAGUUUUGAUGAAGAGCUCUUGGUUAAACUAUACCCCUAUAUUCUUGCAGUUUGAAGAAACAUGAGAAUCAUUGUUUCAUGAUUACCCCGAGCUUAAGGAAGAGAUCCUUGAACUGCAAACAUACAUCUUCAAUUUUCAAAAUUAUUUUUGAGAUGAUUAAAUAAUAUAACCAACAUGGCUUGUUUAAGGAACAAGAUUUGUACAAAACCAAUUUCCAUGUGAAAAUCUAUUGCAGUGUGAGUGAAAAUAUCAAAGACUGGGGAAGAGGGAUGGUUGCUUUUCCCUGUAGCAUAAAGUUGACUUGUUUGGUUUUUUUAUAUGCAGUUUACUAUAAUUCUGAUUGGGGGAAGUAAUCUAUAAAGAAGUAAAAAUGGUGCUAUAUUUAGAAUUGAACAAGAGUUUCUAAUUUUUGAACGGGGGGAAGCAAUGUGACUGUACUACUGGAUACAGAUUUUUUUUAAUUUGGUAAGUUGAGUUAUUUGGCAUCUGUCCCUUUUUUAUAUAUCCUCUAGGAAUUUAAUAUAGGACUUUAUUUUUUUGCCCACAUAGAAAAAGUGAUAAAAAUCACUGAGGUAAAUCCAUAUUAAGAUACUUGCACUUCAUG